GACCGGAAACAAAGUACACCAGUAUAAAAACGUGAAGAAGGAUAAGGUGUAACGUCUCACGAUCAAACAAAAACAAAAUAAAAUUUGUAAAGCGGACCUUUUGAGGUAUUAUCAAUGGCGAAGAAAGCAGUAUUAAUUGGAAUCAACUACCCUGGAACUAAGGCGGAGUUACGAGGCUGUGUCAACGAUGUUCGGAGGAUGCACAAAUGCCUAGUCGAUAGGUUCGGUUUCUUGGAGAGAAACAUCACCGAGCUGAUCGAUACUGACGACUCUUAUACCAAACCAACUGGUAAGAACAUCCGACGGGCGUUGUUGAAUCUAGUUGAGUCAGCUAGAUCAGGCGAUGUUCUCGUCGUUCAUUACAGUGGACAUGGGACGAGGUUGCCGGCCGAGACUGGUGAAGAUGAUGAUACUGGUUACGAUGAGUGUAUUGUUCCAUGUGAUAUGAAUCUGAUCACGGAUGAUGAAUUCAGGGAACUUGUGGAUAAAGUUCCAAAAGAUGCACGCAUUACAAUCAUCUCAGACUCUUGUCAUAGUGGUGGUCUCAUAGAUGAAGCUAAGGAGCAGAUAGGAGAGAGCACAAAGAAGAAGAAGAAACCAAAGAAAGAAGCUAAAGGCUCUUCAAGACUUGGAAUCAAAGACUUCGUGCUUGAAACUGUGGAACAAGAAGACGAAGAAACGAAUAUUAAAGAAUAUAUUGAGCUAGAAAAUGGGGACAAAAUCCAUGUGGGAAACAAAUCUCUACCUCUACAAACUCUUAUCGAUAUCCUCAAGCUCAACACGGGCAACGAUGAUAUCGCACUUGGUAAAAUCAGACCAACACUAUUCAAUGUGUUUGGAGAGGAUGCAUCUUCAAAGGUGAAGAAGUUCAUGAAAGUGCUUCUAACAAAGCUGCAAGAAGGUGAAAAUGAUCAAGUUGGUCUAAUGGGAAUGAUUGGGAAACUAACACAAGAGUUUAUUGAACACAAGCUCAACGACAAUGAAGAGAACGUUGGGAGAAAGCAAGAGGUCUAUGAAGGUGCAAGCAAGGGUUCUAUUGCUGAUAACGGUAUUUUGAUUAGUGGCUGCCAAACUGAUCAAACUUCAGCGGACGCGAGUCCUGUCGGUCAACCUGAACUGGCGUAUGGAGCAUUCACUAAUGCUGUGCAGAUCAUACUUGAGGAGAGCAAUGGUAAGGUUACAUAUAAAGAACUUGUUAUGAAGGCAAGAAAGCUUCUUAAGAAACAAGGCUUUACUCAACGACCGGGCCUGUAUUGUAGCGACGGUUACGUGAAUGCUCCGUUUAUUUGUUGAUUGUAACAUUCUCAUAAAGAAUUUGAAGUUCCGUGUUGGAUAAGUUACGU
Molecule: messenger RNA, 1343 nt
Organism: Brassica oleracea var. oleracea
Lineage: Eukaryota; Viridiplantae; Streptophyta; Magnoliopsida; Brassicales; Brassicaceae
Product: metacaspase-5-like
Exons: 2
Coding region: 115-1293 (392 amino acids)
Biological process (GO): proteolysis
Molecular function (GO): cysteine-type endopeptidase activity
Source: RefSeq, a predicted model, not a curated record